This is a messenger RNA of Lachancea dasiensis, 1464 nucleotides long. The record is from the annotation of a GenBank genome assembly. Lineage: Eukaryota; Fungi; Ascomycota; Saccharomycetes; Saccharomycetales; Saccharomycetaceae.
AUGCAAGGCAGACGCUAUCGAAAAUGCUUCCGUUUCAUGCUAUUAUGCUGUACAGUGGUGGCCGCAUGGAGUGUGAUUCAGGGAAGCAGGCGCAGAUUGAGAGGUACAGAUUCAUUUGGGUACUCAAGUCUGGAUGGUAAACAGGAUAGCGUUUUUGUUGAAGGGUGUUUAGACCCAACAUGGUAUCGAGAGCAGCUCGAGUACAGUGCCCAGAAUGCGACCUUUGUGAUGCUGACGCGAAACGAGGACAUUGAAGGUGUUUUGAAGUCUUUGCACAGCAUCGAGCGGCACUUCAACCAAUGGUACCAAUAUCCUUAUGUGUUUCUGAACGACGCGCCAUUUACGCCCGAGUUUGUACAGUUAGUCAAAACUGCAACGCGCGCAGAAACGCAUUUUGGAGUUUUGAGUGUUGCUGAAUGGGAAUUCCCGCCAAGCGUACGCGAGCAAUCGAUAUUCCAGGAAAGUAUAGACGAUCAAGGCGAUCGUGGUAUUAUGUACGGGAACAUGGAGUCCUAUCAUAAGAUGUGUCGGUUUUUCGCGGGAGCCUUUUAUCAGCACCCGCUGGUUCGUCAAUACGAAUGGUACUGGCGGCUGGAGCCCGACGUGGAGUUUUUCUGCGACCUCACUUACGACCCCUUUUUCGAGAUGCAUCGUCGUGGCAAGAAAUACGGUUUCACCGUGCUGAUCAAGGAACUGUAUUGGACAGUACCGAACCUGUUUCGCUUCACACGCAGCUUCAUAAGACAAAAUAAUGUGGAAGUUGGUAAUCUAUGGCGCCUCUUUGUCCAAGGUUACAACGUUUUCUCCGACGACGACCUUUUGGACAAGCUUGUCAACUACGACCACGAGAUACAGCCGGAACUGGAGAAGGACGACAAAAUCAAACAGCUGCUCGUAGACUUGAAAUAUAGAAAGUCUGAGGAACUCGACAGGGACGCCACAAGACUUUUGAUUGAACGUGCGUCGAGGAAGAUACCCGUGGUGGAGGAUAAAUUUGACAACGAGGAAUUCAACCUGUGUCAUUUUUGGAGCAAUUUUGAGAUUGCCCGCGUGGAUCUGUUCAGUGAGGGCCUGUACGCAAAGUAUUUUGAAUUUCUAGAGGCAAGUGGUGGAUUUUGGACAGAGCGUUGGGGAGAUGCUCCGGUGCACUCGUUGGGGCUUGGAAUAGUCCUAGACGUAGCCGACGUGCACUACUUCCGAGACAUUGGUUACCAGCAUUCCACUCUGGUGCAUUGCCCUAUAAACAAAGCCGGAUCGCAACUACCGUACGCCGAGAACCCAGCUUACUCCGAUAUCCUGCGUCCGCGCGGCGAUGUGGCAGGCAAGCUUGCGGGAAUGACGUGGACGGCGGAGCCGGCAGAGGACUUCGGCGUCGGCUGUCGGUGCGAGUGCCCCAGGCAGAGAGACAUCGAGGAUACCGACCAAUGCUUCAACUUAUGGUACGACAUUACUCGCGACGCCUGA